GCGCGACGUCGACGCGGACGACCUGCGCAACGUCGGCGCGCUCCAGGACGCGCUCCGCCCCCGCGACGGCGAGACCAAGGAGACGAGCGCGGCGCGCGCGCUGCCCCACGUCGCGCGGCGCGCGGCCGAGCUCGGCGCGCGGCUCCGCGGCGUCGAGAUCCGCGGCUGCGAGCCCGACGACGCGUUGCAGCGGCGCUGGCGCCGCGCCGACGACGCCGCGGCGGCCGCGGCCAAGGACAGGGACGUCGCCGCCGCCGAGGCGCGCGCGACGCGCGCGGGCGACCUCGAGCACGCGGCGCUCGUCGCCGCCGCGGCGCGAAAGUGCGAGCUCGCGCGCGUCGAGGCCCAGGCCGCGGGCGACCGCGCGGCCGCGGACCACGGCCGCGCCGUCGAGGCGCGCCGCCGCGCCGCGGAGCUCGAGGCGCUCGACGCGGCCCUGAAGCGCGAGGCCGCGGAGCGCGGCCACGCGGACGUCGUCGCCGCGGCGUCGCGGGACCUCGAGCUCGCGGCUGUGCCGAAUUCAACCGCUGGUUUGGGUGGUCCUGACCAAACUUGA
Aureococcus anophagefferens is the source of this 556-nucleotide messenger RNA. RefSeq lists its product as hypothetical. The annotation marks the transcript as partial. The record is from RefSeq and is a predicted model, not a curated record. Lineage: Eukaryota; Pelagophyceae; Pelagomonadales; Pelagomonadaceae. The transcript has a single exon.